GUUUCGGAAACAUUUCGGGCUAAUAUGUGAGUGAUCAUCUCGGUCGAAAGUUGUUUCUCGCUGCCCGACAAAUGGAUCAACCACAGCAGGAGCUGGAGCAGAUCGCCACAUGGUUUAGUGAGGAGGGACUUGAACCUGACGCCCCUAAAGAGGCUCAGCUGUGUUUGUUAUGGCGAACCCACCAGCACACGAGAAGCCAACUAAGCAGUGUGAUAAGGGACAUGGACACCCAGCGGUCACAACACUUAGCAGAGAUGGCAGAGGUACGUAGGUCUUUGGAGCAGAUCCGUAUCUUUACAGAGCACAAAAAUGUUUUGGCUCAGGAGAUACAAGACGAGAAUGAUCAGCUCAAGGAUCAGCUACGCCGCCUCAUAUCCCUUCAAGACGCCCAGAUAAGCGAGGUGGCUAAAAUGCUGUACCAGCAGGGUCUCACAGAGCUGAUUCACAGCAGCCCCAGUGAGCAGGUGGCUUACCUCCUGGUGGAGAGGGCCUCCCUUCUUGAGUCAAGGGAAGAGCCCGACAAUCUGACACGUGAUGGACAAACAGCCAGCCCACAGGGGAAAGACGCCCAAGGACCAGACAUCAAUGUACACCAGUCUCCCCAUAAGGGGGCACCGCGUCAUGGCCAGAGCCCAUGGAAGAGACUCUUUGGACUCCACAAAGCUUCACAGAGCAAACAUACUUUUAUUCCUGCUGAGGCCAGACAUUUGGCAGUCCAGGCAAGCAGUGUAGAGAAGGAGUGUUCCCGUCUGGAGCGGGACCUGGAGGAGGGCUCCCGCCGGUUGGCCAUGGCCCACAACGAGAUCCGGCGUUUGACUGAUGAGCUAGAGUCUGCUCAUUUAACCCAAAAAGCUUAUGAGCCUGAGCUGCAGGGAGCACAGCAGGAAGUAGAGCAGCUCAGACAAGAAGUCGAAAAACUGAAGAAAUAUGAAAUGGUGGAACUGCGAAAGGCCAAAGAGCUGAAUGAUCGUCUGGACCUCGAGAUCAGAGCUCUGAGGAACAGGGUACGCUCCCUGGAUGCUGAGAAAAACUCUCUGCAACAGACGGUGGCGUCUCUGCAGGAGGAGGUGGACAGCCUGGAAUCAGCCCUGCAGGAGCAGCAGCAGCUCCUGACUGUGCAGGGUCAGAGUGACCAGACCUCAGAGCUGAAUAAAUCUCAAGCGGCAGAGCUGGCACAGAGCAACCAGACCUGCAGAAAGUUAAAGGAGAAACUCACUGCUCAGACAAGAUGCCUUUUGGAAAAGGAGGAAACUGUUGUAUUUCUACAGAAGGAGGUGGAUCGGCUUGAGUCAGCCCUGCAGGAACAGCAACAGCAGCUUCUCGCUGUGCAGGUUCAGGCCGAGCAAGCUAAUGAGUUAGCUAAAUCCCAGGAAACUGAACUGAAUCAAAGCAAUGAGAUGUGCAGAAAUUUACAAAAUAAGCUCAGCGCUCAGACAAGAAGCCUUUUAGAAAGUGAGUCAGAGAUACAUUCCCUUAAGCAGCAGCUGGACAAUUCCCAUAAAGACUUUGAUGACCUUAUAGCUACCAUCUGCACGAAAGAAAACAAUUUCCAAGAUCAAAAGCUGUGGAAGCAAAAAGACUCACAGCAUUGUGAAAACAGUCACAGGCAGCUGGAGGCCUCUUUGGCAACAGAGAACAAAGAGAUACAGACACAGCUGUACAAUGAGAACACACUGCCUAAGGAGUGUCCUGAUUAUCAAGAAACUGUGAAGGCUCUGUUGGCCACCCAAGAUGAGUGUGAGACACUAAAGAAGGAGAUCUGUGAAACCCUAAUAUGCCUUGACAAAGAGCGGAGUAAAUACCAUGAGAUGAAGGAAAAACACAAAGUAAAACUAUGUCGAGCCAAGCAGAAAUUUGAUGAUGAAGCCACACGGUGUGAUGAGAAGAUAAAAAAUCUGGAGCGGGAACUGUCAUUGUGUUCCCAUUCAUUAGCACAGGAGAAAGAGCUCAUCAGAAGUAUAACUGCGGAAAAUGAGAAACUUCUUGUUGAGAGGAGGAGGUUACUGCAACAGCUAAAUGAGGAGGAGCACAACAAGAAAGACAGUAAUCUAACAGCUUCUUUGUCCAAAUGCAGGGUGGAUUUCCUGGAGAUGGAAAACAAGAAACUGGGAAACAAAAUACUCCACAUGUCCAAUCAGCUAGCUGCCCUGGAACGAACCCUGCAGAACACGCAGUCAUUACACUUCACUGAGGAGCUGAAAAAAAAAUCUAAUCCUCAGCAGAUUUUUACAUCUCUCCCUGUGCAAACUUCAAGUGUGAUGAUGCCUGAGCCGUCCGAAAUUCUGGGCUUAUUGGACAAUUGUCAGAGCACUUCUUCCCCUCAUCAUUUCAUCUCUGCAGCCCUGUCCCGAUCAGCAGAGAUGGGCUAUCUGAACCUGACCUCAGGCCAGAGCCGCUCAGACUACUCGACUGCCCUGGGCGCCCUCAGCACCUCAGAAAAAUUAGGUGGAACUGGUGGUAGUUAAUCAUGCCACAGUCAAAGAAACGCAAGAGAGACAAUGGUGGUGGGUCAGAAGAACUGCGGAAGCGUUCUCCUGUAACUUGUAUUUUACAUGUAACUGGCAUUGAGCACCGAGAUUUCACACCACUAUGUCAAGUUAAGGGGUCUGCCACUGACAAGCUGGCUCAGCUACACAGCAAUCAUGACAUCUCGUUCCUGAUUCACCUUAUCGCAUGUCUGUAAUCACAUUCCAGAGAGUAUUGCUGGUGCAGAUUUAGAAACAGCUGGCUAUCAUAGAAGCUGCUACCAAAACUUUAAUAAAAAACAGAAAUGCUUGAAGUGUAGUGUGACAUCUAACGCUCCCCUCGUAAACCGCCAUCAUCCUAUGCCACGCAGUUGUUCCCUCCAGACUGUAUCUUUUGUGGAAGGCUCAUCAAGUUCUCUGUAUUUAAGGACAAGGAUGGAGCACUGAAGGAGCCUAAAUGGAAACAGAUUGAGCCUUGAACCCUAGAACUUGGGCUACACCGUCUACAUCUCAUGGUGCAAGGCGAGGAACUGUUUGGGAGAGAGGCUAAUUUCCAUCAGUCCUGUCGCAAAUCAUUCAACCUGAAGUAUGCCAAUCGUCUCCGAGAUACAGCCCGAGCUACCAACCAUGUCACUGAUACAGAGGAGAAUCAUGAGGCUGCUGCACAUCUGAGGGAAUUCAAUGCUGUGCUUGAUUUCAUUCGAGAUCUAGGGAUUCAGCAUAACAAGGUUGUGUAGCUUGCAUCGUUGCGUCUUCUCUACACCUGAGAGUUGGAGAGCUUCCCCAAUCCUGAGUACAGAAGUGAGAAGCCAAAGGCCAAACUUGAGAGCCAUGAUAUUCGUGAGUGGAUCACCUUUGCCAGGGUCAAUCCAGGUGAUAAAAGUUGUAUCACCUAUAACCUGGUAUACAGUGCCAGCAUGUCUGUCACAGACACGGUUACCUAUGCAUAUAAACUGGGGUCCAAAGACAAGUAUGAGGAUGCAGCCCUGCUCCUUUGUGGUAUAAUCCAGCAGACAUUAAAUGAGUCAAAGUCACUUCCUUGGCUUCCUACAGCUGAUGAUCUUGAGGUCAAGUCAUCAGAUGAACUCCUACCGCUUGAUCUCAUGAAGUUCCUGAACCUCAUCAUCUCUGGUAAUGCAGACAUGGAGAAGUGUGAGUGCCUUCAAGGGCAAAGGCAAAGUCGGACCCCUGAAGAAGCUACAGAGCCAUCCCAAGUACCACGCAGCCUUCAGAAAACUUGGUGAUGACUGGUCAGUAGAGCCAGAGGUGAGGGAUGAUAUUGAGGCAUUCAUGUGUCUGAUGUAUGGCCAAGCCCGGGUUAAGUCUGUUGAUGCUGUAUGUAGCAUCGUGCUGAAGAAGGCGGUGGGGGAGGAUGAGCAACUGACAACCAAAUCUAAGGUGGACCUCUCCCGGCACCUGAGACAGAGACAACCCACCUGAACCACCACCUUCCUAUCUACAAGCAAGCUGACAAAUCAGUCUUCUGGUGCCCCAAGCCCUAUGAUCCUGGACAAGGCUUGAAGAAGACAGACUGAAGAGGGUAUCUUGGAACCAGUGUGGUCUUGUGGUCUUGCUCUGGCUUUUUCAUUGUCACUUUACAUUUUCAGAUUAUCAUUUUACAUUUUAAAUUUGCUUUUUCAAUUUCCUUUUCUUUUUAAGAAUAGUUAUGGCUUGAUCAUUAUUAGCAGUGCAAUAAAUUAAUAAUAUUUUUAAUUUUAUCUCUUUAAAUUUUCUAUUUGGACUUUUCAUUUUAAAUAUGACCUAAAACAUCCGCCAUAAAAUGGUUUCCUAAUGCGCAAAAACAAUAGAUCUGCAAUCCAAAAUCACAUUUCCCUACUCUGUAUCCUACAUAAUCCAUCAGAAUAUGGAUAAUUUCAUAACAGCAUUACUUACUUGUCUUCUCGGCCUCAGAGUAGCAGGACUCGGGCGCAGAGUUGUCUUCAUUUUCCUCAACAUCUUCAUUUUGAGGGAUAAUCUCCAAAGCCUCAGCUGUAGUAGAUUUCUUCUUGGUCAUAUCUUUGUAUCUUUUUCUGUCACUAUAAUAAACUCAGUCCAACUUC
Messenger RNA from Thunnus maccoyii (southern bluefin tuna), 4525 nucleotides. Its product is annotated as coiled-coil domain-containing protein 30. The record is from RefSeq and is a predicted model, not a curated record. Lineage: Eukaryota; Metazoa; Chordata; Actinopteri; Scombriformes; Scombridae. The coding region runs from base 72 to 2465 and encodes 797 amino acids. The transcript is spliced from 22 exons.